Molecule: messenger RNA, 4095 nt
Organism: Melopsittacus undulatus (budgerigar)
Lineage: Eukaryota; Metazoa; Chordata; Aves; Psittaciformes; Psittaculidae
Gene: SFT2D2
Product: SFT2 domain containing 2
Exons: 8
Coding region: 111-593 (160 amino acids)
Biological process (GO): vesicle-mediated transport
Cellular component (GO): membrane
Source: RefSeq, a predicted model, not a curated record
CGGCAUCCAGGUAGCGCGCUGCACGCUGGAGCUGGUAGUCCCCGAGGAGAGGAAGGGCAGAGCUGUCCGGCAGUGUGUGGGGUUGAGCUGCGCGGGCCGAGGCGGGCGGUAUGGACAAGCUGAAACGGGUGCUGAGCGGCCGCGACGCGGAGGAGCCGAGCGGUGUGGCUGAGCUUAUUGAUGCAACUUCACUAGGCUGGGGCACCAGAAUGAAAGGCUUCAUUGCUUGUUUUGCAUUAGGAUGCAUUUUCUCAUUCUUGGGUAGUUGUCUGCUGUGGGUACCAAAGAAAGGGCUGUUGCUCUUUGCAAUGUUUUAUACACUGGGGAAUAUUGCAUCUAUUGGGAGCACUCUUUUUCUUAUGGGACCAAUGAAACAAUUGAAAAGGAUGUUUGACCCUACACGUUUGAUUGCUACUGUUGUUAUGCUAUUGUGUCUUACACUAACACUGUGCUCUGCUUUCUGGUGGCAUAAGGAAGGACUCGCUCUGCUUUUCUGCAUCUUACAGUUUUUUGCUUUGGCAUGGUACAGCAUUUCCUUCAUACCAUAUGCAAGGGAUGCUGUGAAGAAAUGUGUUUCGGUCUGUCUGUCCUAAUAGGAAUACAGGAUGCAUCACAAAGUUCUAGGAAGCAUAGUGGAACUAUGUAAAGAUCACUGCGUAUGUGUUUUCCUACGUCUGUCUUAAAUAUGUGCCUUUUACCUUGUUAGAAGCUCCUUGUGUUAAAUUCAGCUUAUGCAAUUGCUUGGUUUUCUGAGCAAUGGUGUCUGUAGACAGGGUGCUAGUGAUCAAAUGAAGUUCAGUCUGGCAGAAGAACUGGGCAGAGAUCCAGAGUUUGUUACGAUAAUUCUUAUGUAAAAUUAUGUGUUUAGUUUUGUGAAAGCAGUAAGCGAAGUCUGUAAAAUGGAGACCUGGGCUCUGAUGGGACUAUGCCAGUCAAGAGGAUCUCUUUCCAAGAAAACCAGUUGCCAACUGAUUUCUUAAGACAGUUUGUUUUGGUUUGUUUUUUUUUUUUAAUUGCCUUAUGUCACUCUUUGUACUGUUUGCCUUGGAUAAUGGAAUAUUGGUAUUCUUUCCUUUCCUUACUCUCCUGCAAAAUGUUAGGAUUAUGAGACUUCUAAAAUACUUAAUUCUAAAUGACUGUUUUGGGAGUAAGUGUGAAAUAUUUGUAUCUAUAAAUAAGUAUUUAAUUUUCAGUUUAGACUGAUAAUGCUUCCUUAACAUACAUGAAAGCGACACUUUAAUCUGUAAAAACUUAGAAAAAGCACAUGUGAAAUAUGGUUAGUAGAAUUUUUCAUCUGCCAGGAAACCAAGUUCUUUGACUUCACUAGAGCUAAUGGCAAUAUGGACAAUGUAGGAAGCUGAGCUUUUUCACAUGAAGCAAAGUGCUUGCUUUUCUUCUCCCUCAGCUGUAACAUAGAAACAGUGCAAAGCUGAGGGCAUGAUAGGUAAACCGAAAGAUAAUCUGUGGGAAAAUUUAGUUAAAUGCCCAAGAGAGGUUGGGGAAUUAAAGAAUACUGCUAUGAAUUUUCUCCGGCUGGUCUACAACAAAUGUCUAAACUGAUGUGUGUCUUAUUUUUUCAGGUAGUAGAUUCAAAACCUAAUUUACAUCUGUCAGAAGACCCAUGUUAGUCUUUUAUUAGGGCUUUGAUAAUGUUUACAGAAUUCCUUUGUAUAAGGGCAACUGAAUGCAACCCUGAUGCCUUUUACAUUGCAAUCUUUCUUAAGUUUUAACUUCUCUGGGUGUUACUGGAAAAUGCUGUGAAUAGAGCAUACAUUAUUUCUCCUUCCCAUCUCCAGGGAAAUUACACUCAGAUCAUCAUUCCAGGCUCAUCAGCAGUCAACAUAAUGGAAUUUGUCUUCUGGGUUUUUUUUUUUUUAAUGCUUCAGAUUGUGCAGGAUUGUGGCACCCCAACUCCUAUCAGUUCUUUAGAAGAUCGCUAGAAUUGGGUGUGCUGAAGGUUAGUUUUUCAACUUGCAUACUCGCUAACUGGAACCUUUUAGCUGACUGUUGUGAGCACAACCACUUACAAGAAGGAAAUUUAGGAACCUACUAGUAAGCAGUGGGUAAACUUAAAUGGAUUAUUCCCCCCUCUACCUCCCGUCCUUUUUAAAGGUGUAAUUCCAGAUCUGCAGCUCCUUUUUUUUUUUUUUUUAUCAGUAAGAGAGGAGAACAAAUCUUGACUUGAUUUUAGCUUCCAUAUGAGGCUAAGCAAUUGUGCCCUUCAAAGAAGGAAACCUAAGGAGAGAUGGCAAAGAUCUAAGGAUCACUAGAGUGCCACUAGAGCUUACGUUGCCCUUUGGUGUUGUAUUCUGUUCUUGUGAAGGUCAGGUGGUAGGACAGAGUCACCAUUUUCUUGCCAAUAUGUGAAACAUACUCAGGGUUUGUUGCUUCAUCAACAAGGAGUUUUAAUUUAAAAUAACUCCCCUAUCAGAACAAAAUGCUUCACAUUCUUACUUGCUUAUAAAUAAUUAUGUUCAGACUAUUGCCAAGUUUAGCAAAAAAUUUCUCCACUUUGUUAAAAUACUUUAUAUGAUUAUUAUACAAUCAGGGAGUAAAGUGGUAUAUGAAUGUUCCCUCUUGAUCAGUUUCAGUCUGAUUCAGAUUAUACCAUUAUACCUUUUUUCUUUUUUUUUUUUUGGUGUCUCACUGAAACUACUUUGUGUUAAUUUUUUAUAUUGUCAGCUUUGUUUAUCUGCUUGACAGAGUGCAUGGUGGGCAUUUCUGGAGAUCUCUAGCUUUCUGUCUUAAUGUCCUUCAAGGCAGGAGUGUUGCUGUGUGCACUCUACUGCAAAUAGAGAUGUUUGUGGUUUAAAUCACAAAGCUUCUUCCUUCCCAAAGUCCUUGCUUAGCUGCCUUAACUCAAGGCUGAUUUUCCUAAAGAAACUUUUAUGAUGCUGGAUGCCCAUCUCUGCAGGAUUUGGUGUUCUCCUGGGAAGCACAUUUUGCCCAACCUCACUGUUGGUUAACUUGUCUAUCCACCUUUAUUUUUUUGCAGUACAGUAACCUUAUCCAAGCAGCCUUAGCACACCAUUCUAGUGUGAAAUGUGCAUAUUGGGGACCAGCUGACUUUCCAGAUGUAGUAGAAAUGGAAAUGGGGAGGAUGAUAGUCAUCUAUUCACAAAGUACUGGGGUUUUAUACACUGAAAUGUAGGGAUUUUUCAUUACUUCCAAAUUUUGCUGUUUUUUUGCGAUGGAGUUCAUUGUGAAUGUUGGUACUGUGUGAGAUGGUGUGACAGUGAUGGCAGCAAUUUCAUCUUGCUUAGUAUUUAUAGUAACAAGAUUGUUCAUGAGGAACAAAGAACUUUCUGCACCAAGUUGAAAUUGUUUUAAGAAAUCAUAUUUCAAAACGGUGUAUUAGGCUUUGUGUAUGGAUACUUAAAGGCAAGUUUGGAGGAGGACAGAGACUCUGCCAUGGGGUGGCUUCCAGCUCAGUGCAGGAUAACAGUCUACUUGUGGGUAGGCUGCAGCUGACAUGCCAUAUAUUUGGAGGCUUAUGGCACUGUUGCUUACAUGCAGCUAGAAACUCAUGGUCUGGGAACUGCCUCAUGGAGCAGUGUGGGCACUUGAAGCCCAUCCCCUUGUACUGUGUGCUAGAUUGAAAGAGCCUCUGAGUUUAUGAGAACAGCUCUUGCUUAGUUUUGGUACUUAAUCACAUUAAUGAAAGUAAGAUCACUGUUAUUGUAGAUCCUCAAAUCUGAGGAGGAGGGUGGCACUUAAACACCUCUGUCUUAAAUACUGAUGUUUACAACCAUACCAAAUACUGACCAUGUAGAGCAGGAAGCACAGAAAUGGUAUAUUUUCUUAAAACCACAUGCCUCACUGUAAUGUGACAACACUAAAUGUUUUUAACAGCUGUGGAAUUUUUCUGUAAAAUAAAAACCGAACUCUGAAAUUCUCUAUGAAGUUUCGUACUGUUUGUACUGAUCCUCUUUGCUGUUGUGCAUUUUCUAGGUAUUUACACUGUUUGACUUCUACAUUGAUAAAAAAUAUCUUUUUCCUAAUUUAAAACUUUCUCUGUAAUGAAGUGAAAACUUUACUUACAAGUGCUGUUUUUUUUUUUCCCCCUUCAAUAAAGUUGUCACUGCAUUAAAUGAA